UUCGUCCCCCAAUUGUCAAGCCUAGCCAAGUUCAAGCUCCAGCAAGCUGCCACUGCGCAUCCUUCCACGCCACGUGCUUCCCUAUCCGCGUCACCUCCGUGGUCCGUGGACUUCCUUCCUCCACCUCCUGCUCUCAAACUCACGAAACCUCCAUUCAAUCCCCAAGUCAAAAGCUUCGGCCAUGGCUUCUCCCAAUCUCCUACUGAUCACUCUCUUCCUCCUCCUCUGCCCCGCUUUCACUCCGCCUUCCACUUCGGCUUCCGCUUCCUCCGAUCGAGUCGCGCUCGACCUCUACUACGAGAGCCUUUGCCCCUACAGCGCCAACUUCAUCGUCAAUCACCUGUUCAAUAUCUUCCGGAACGGCAUUAUUUCCAUCGUCCGUCUCCACCUCGUCCCUUGGGGCAACGCCAGGAUCCGCGGCAACGACACCUUCGUUUGCCAGCACGGCGCGUUAGAAUGCUUGCUGAACACCGUCGAGGCCUGUGCAAUUGAAACCUGGCCUGAUCUGAACAAGCACUUCUCGGUCAUAUUUUGCAUCGAAGAUCUGGUCUAUAGGCGCAUGUCUUCCCAGUGGGAAGAUUGUUUUGACAAAUUGGGUUUGGACUUAUCUCCAGUUGCUGAAUGCUGCAAUAGUGGGCUUGGGAAAGAGCUUGAACUACAGUAUGCCGCAGAGACAAAUGCCCUUCAGCCUCCCCACGAAUAUGUACCUUGGGUGGUUGUUGAUGGGCAACCCCUUUAUGAGGACUAUGAAAACUUUAUGAGCUACAUCUGUAAAGCUUAUAAAGGCACGGAUGUGCCUAAAGCUUGCAGUGAAGUUACCCUCACUAUCGGUAGGGCUGGCCCUUCUCUUCCUGCGGUCUGCUAUAGAGAAGAAGAAGUAGUAGUAGUAGAAUCAAAGUCAAUCCUGUCAAGGAUAAAAUAAGAUAUAAUGUCAUGAUUGGACGAAGUUGAUAUUGCAACUUCAUGGUAAACAAAUGCCUUUCAUGUAGUACUAAAUAAACAAUGUGGUGUCCUGUCUCCCCUGCUGUUUAAUAAAUGUUUUGUAGUUGGUUUCUUAAUGUUUAGUGUCCUAGUUAAGCAGAGUCUCUAAAACUUGUGGAUGCUACUUUUGGUCACAGUAUACAUGGUGGUGCUAGGAGGAGUUGAUCAAAAUGUUUUUUUAUUAUGUAGGCCUUAGAAUUGUACAUUUGUACAGCUAGCAUUACCAGUAACUCAUGCAUUAUUAAGUUAACAUGUGAGCUGCUGUUGAAUUUGGGUAAAGGCAGUACCUGCAUGGCAAAUGAGUCAAGGAAGCAAACGUUUGCAAACUUUAAAAGCAUUGAAGAUUUGGCGCCUAAUGCGGCAACGAUUGAUUUGUAUGCUUAUGUUUGGAGGAAAGUUUUUUUUUACCAAAGAGAUGAUGUAAUUUAUGUACACUUAUUUCUGUAUAGGAACAUUUAUUUUA
Diospyros lotus (date-plum) is the source of this 1444-nucleotide messenger RNA. RefSeq names its product gamma-interferon-responsive lysosomal thiol protein. The transcript is spliced from 5 exons. The record is from RefSeq and is a predicted model, not a curated record. The coding region runs from base 182 to 922 and encodes 246 amino acids. Gene Ontology annotation, molecular function: oxidoreductase activity, acting on a sulfur group of donors, disulfide as acceptor. NCBI's taxonomy places the organism in Eukaryota, Viridiplantae, Streptophyta, Magnoliopsida, Ericales, Ebenaceae.